This is a messenger RNA of Rosa chinensis, 2736 nucleotides long. RefSeq lists its product as uncharacterized. The coding region runs from base 1 to 2736 and encodes 911 amino acids. Gene Ontology annotation, cellular component: intracellular membrane-bounded organelle. The record is from RefSeq and is a predicted model, not a curated record. The transcript has a single exon. Lineage: Eukaryota; Viridiplantae; Streptophyta; Magnoliopsida; Rosales; Rosaceae.
AUGACCAUCUCCAUGAAGCUUUUCAUAUCCUUCUUUGUUUUUACCACCAUUUCCUUCAAUUCAUUGUCGUUCUCUGCUUCAGCUUCUCUAAUCUCUUAUGCUGACCAUUGUGCUUCAGUAGUUCCCGAGUCAACCGAAAAUAUAAAUGCAGGAUCUCAGUUUGUACAUCUGAUUCACACAGGCUACUACUACACUGGUGGUGGCAGUGACAUUCUUAAUCUAUACUCGCCCGAUGAUCAGGUCAAAAAUUCAGUUGGCUUCCAAUGCUGGGAUAUUAGUGAAACUCAUGUACAAGGCUUGUUUAAGGUCGAGGCAACUCUAGAGUUUCAAGUAACCAAUAUGAUUGAGUUGCAAAGCAUGCCGCCUAAAAUAAUUCCAGGUUCGGUUUCAUUUAGACUCAAUGGAUUCUGGUCAAAAUCUUCUGGGAAGCUCUGCAUGGUUGGAUCAUCGUCCAUUUACUCGAAACAAGGUAAUCCACUUGUUGUCCUUAAGCUGUAUAAUCUCAUCAUGAAUAACACUAGUGUUACAAGUUUGAUUAGUGGAACCUUUGAGAAUGUCAUGAUGAUAUCUGAGAAUGAUCCCAAGUCUUUGGGACCAAUCUCUAUUUUGAUGUUUCCUCGCAUGAACUACGCGUACACUUUGGUCUCAAAUAGUACUAAUAGCAGUUGCUCUAGUGGAAGUGAAGAUACCCCACGCUCUUUACAUGUUGAGAGAUUUUGUUCACUACUAUCAUCAAUAGUACUAAAUCAUGACUUUCCACUCAAAUUUUCAAGCCACUGUAUCACUCCAGAGAACUGCAUUCCAAUUUCUCUGUCUAAUUUACCUCGGGCUGUGUUGUUUAAGGACAUUGCAUGCUCGGAGGAUAAUCGAAGGGUGAGAGUUCUGGUGGAAUUUUCUGAUGGUAGGCUAAACCAGUGCCCAACGCUCUUCAAUCCUAAUACAACUUUAGUUGGGGAAGGCUCAUGGGAUGCAAAGAAGAAUCAGCUAUGUGUUGUUGCUUGUCGAUUCUUGAAUACAACAAAUUCUUUGAAUAAUACUAAUGUGGGUGAUUGUUCAACAAGAUUGAGCUUGAGAAUUCCCGCAACAGGGACAAUUGGAAGUACUAGCAGCAUUGUGGGGCAUAUUUGGAGCACCAAAACUGUGACAGAGUUGGGCUACUUUGAAAAGAUCACAUUUGCAAGUCGGGACUGUGGUUGUCGCAAGGGUCUACUUCCAGGCCAGACAUAUGAGUACACUAAAAUGGAGAAAGUAACAAACUUGUGCUCGAGAAAGAAGACUGCAAAUGAUAUGGCCAGCAUUUACCCAAAUCCAUUUUCGCAUGUCACGAGUUUCAUUAUGCAUGCCGAAAAUUCUGAAGGACAAGUUGGAUUUGGCAAUUGUGUUCCUCUCUCUGUUGACAAUAGUAUUUACCGGACUGAUUGGUCUUCGGGGGAAGAUGCAUGUGCACCUGAAAGCAAUCAAGAAUACUCUGUGGCUCCUCUGACUUACAGCUACAACCACAGCAAUCCCAUCAAUAUUAGCUACAAAAUAGAUCUCCAACUACAAUCUAAUCCAAAGUGGGGCAAGCAGUCGGUUAAAUAUGAAAUGCAUAUCAAUGCUGAAGGGAUCUAUGAUGGUACAGAAGGAAGCCUUUGCAUGGUAGGCUGCCGCACACUUGUCUCAAACAGUCAGCAGGCAACAAAUGAUUCAAUAGAUUGUGAGAUUCUUGUCCAUUUUCAGUUCCCAGCAACAACUGCAAAGGAUUUGCAUCAUAUCAAAGGAAGCAUUGAGAGCACUCGAAAGAAGUCCGAUCCUCUCCAUUUUGAACGCUUGGAUUUGUCUACAGCUGCCAAGCAUGUUGAAGAAAAGCGAUCCAUUUGGAGGAUGGAUGGGAAGAUAACCUUGGUUCUUAUAUCAACCACACUUGCAUGUGUUUUUGCUGCAUUACAAAUCUUCCAUGUGAAAAGAAACCCUGAAGUCAUUCCCUCUAUUUCCAUCUUAAUGCUUCUAAUUCUAACCCUUAGCUACAUGUUACCUCUCGGGAUUAAUUUUGAAGCCAUGUUCAUGCAUAAUUUCAACCGCCAAAAUGUGCACCUUGGAGGGGGUGGAUGGCUUGAAUUUAAUGAGAUAAUCAUAAGGGUGGCAACAUUGGUAGCUUUCUUGAUACAGUUCCACCUUCUGAAGCUAACUUGGUCAGCAAAAUUGGGAAAUGGAACCCGGAAGGAUCUCCGGGUUAUGGAAAAGAGGGCUCUCUUUGUGGCUUUACAUGUGUAUGCUGUAGGGGCUUUAGCUGCUUUGUUUCUGCAUAGACAGAAACUGAGGAAGAGGGACGAUCGCAUUGAGUUGCCUCAUCUAGAGAAUACAGUUCUGGAUGCCUUGACAUCUUAUGGUUGUUUGGUCUUGGAUAGCUUUUUGUUCCCUCAAAUUCUGCUCAACAUAUUCUGCCAAUCGAAGGAAAAUGCUCUAUCAGUUUGGUUCUACAUUGGAACAACUGUAGCUCGAGUUCUGCCACAUGCACAUGCUCUUUACAGGGCUCACAGCCCUGCCAAUGACCAAUUUGAUGAUUUCUCAUACAAUUAUCCAGCUCCUGUGGCAGAUUUAUUCUCCAUAGCUUGGAAUGCCAUCAUUCCUUUAGAAGGUGUACUGUUUGCUGGUAUCAUAUACUUGCAGCAGCGGUUUGGCGGUCGGUGCAUUGCUCCUGGAAAGCUGCGAGAGGUGGGUAUAUAUAAGAAGGUCCCUACAGUUCAUGAAGAGUAA